GUAAUGCAGGUGGUGAGGGAGCAGAUCAUGCGAGCGCUCACUCUCAAGCCUAAUUCUCUGGACCAGUUCAAGAGCCGCCUGCAGAACCUGAGCUACACAGAGAUCCUGAAGAUCCGCCAGUCUGAGAGGAUGAACCAGGAGGACUUCCAGUCCCGCCCCAUUCUGGAGCUGAGGGAAAAGAUCCAGCCGGAGAUCAUGGAGCUGAUCAAACAGCAGAGGCUCAACAGGUUGUGUGAAGGAACCUGCUUUAGGAAAAUCAGCAGUCGCAGGAGACAAGAUAAGUUUUGGUACUGCCGCCUGUCCCCCAAUCAUAAAGUCCUGCACUAUGGAGACCUGGAAGAGAGCCCCCAGGGCGAGGUCCCCCACGACUCUUUACAGGACAAACUGCCUGUAGCUGAUAUCAAAGCUGUUAUCACUGGCAAAGACUGUCCUCACAUGAAGGAGAAGGGAGCCCUCAAGCAAAACAAGGAGGUGCUGGAGCUGGCCUUCUCUGUCCUCUACGAGUCGGACGAAUACUUAAACUUCAUCGCUCCUGACAAGCAUGAGUACUGCGUGUGGACGGACGGUCUGAACGCCCUGCUGGGGAAGGAGAUGACCAGCGAUCACACCAAAUCCGACAUGGACACCCUGCUCUCCAUGGAGAUGAAGCUCCGCCUCCUGGAUCUAGAAAACAUCCAGAUUCCCGAGGCCCCGCCCCCGAUUCCCAAAGAGCCUAGCAACUACGACUUUGUUUAUGACUGUAACUAGACGUGUGACUCCUCCCCCUCAACACCCCCCCUCCCCUCUCCCUUCACCUGAACAAAAUCUGCACCUUCUGUAUUCACUGGACCCGUCUUUUCUCAUGAACUGGAAGAAGAAACAAACUGAAGGAGGGACGCGUUAAACUUUGUUCUCUUUGCUUCUUGCUAGAUGUUUAAAAGAUGAGAGGGUGCAGAUUAACUGAGGGACUUGGGAUCAGUGCAGAGUCAUCAAGUCGCCAUGAAGACGGGAGAAGCAGGGAGUUUCUGUUUAACCUGUUCUUCAUCGUCCUGCUCAGUCUUCUUCACUCUCCUGCAGAGUCUGUUUCAGUGUCCAGACACCUGCUGGCUUCUUGCUUCUGUGGACAAACGUUUAGAAAUUUAUUUUUCUUUAAGUUUUUGUGGUGUUGUCCUUUUUAUUUUUCGUUUGUUUUGUUUUGUUUUUCCUCAGGGUUUUUAUUUUUAUUUUUAUUUUUUGUCAGGAGGCGAUAUCAGGAUGGAAGUCGUGUAGUUUAAAGAGCAAGUGAGGUUAAAAAAUUACUUCCUGUCACAUUUCUACUAACUCAGUGGCAGCUAAGAGGCUGGAUUACACCUAACGGACCAAUCCUAUAAAAAUAAUCUCUUCUGCUCAGUCACGUUCCACAUAUACUGAAGACUGUUUGAAAAGUUUUUCUUUUUAAUAAUUGUGUUAUUGAACUCGUUGCUGCUCAUUAUUAUGAUAUCUUUCCCAUAAAUCCAACGUAAAAUCAUCUCUGUUGUUAAAAAGGCCGCUUGCCUCUCCCUCACUUGAGUCUCUUGUUGUAAAAACUGCUGUACACAACAUUCCUGAGCAAUAUUUCACAUUUUCUUUUCUCAUUUGAUCAUUUAGUAAUUUUGGAAUUGUGAAAAAUUUGAAAUAGUGGGAAAAAAACAAGAAAAAAAGCCUGAUAAUGUGUGUUUGGUCAAGGGAGGUUGACUCUGUGUGUGUGUGUGUGUGUGUGUGUGUGUGUGUGUGNGUGUUGGACUAUGGCCACAGAAAUUUACGAGGUUAUGUAUUUUUUUUUAUUUAAAGAAAGAUCAUGGUUUUUAUUUCUAGUAUGAUUUAUAUAUUUCCCCCUUUUUUCUAUUUAAUUCCACCUUCUGUUUUUUCUGUAGGAUUUUUUCCAAGCCCCUGAAAAACUGCUGUUUACAUUAAAAAUGGAGAGAAAAAAAA
Molecule: messenger RNA, 1929 nt
Organism: Austrofundulus limnaeus
Lineage: Eukaryota; Metazoa; Chordata; Actinopteri; Cyprinodontiformes; Rivulidae
Product: engulfment and cell motility protein 1
Biological process (GO): cell motility; actin filament organization
Cellular component (GO): guanyl-nucleotide exchange factor complex; plasma membrane
Source: RefSeq, a predicted model, not a curated record